Messenger RNA from Uranotaenia lowii, 1413 nucleotides. RefSeq names its product protein phosphatase methylesterase 1. Bases 139 to 1320 code for a protein of 393 amino acids. NCBI's taxonomy places the organism in Eukaryota, Metazoa, Arthropoda, Insecta, Diptera, Culicidae. Gene Ontology annotation, biological process: protein demethylation. The transcript has 5 exons. The record is from RefSeq and is a predicted model, not a curated record. Gene Ontology annotation, molecular function: protein methylesterase activity.
UUGCGAGCAAAAAAGGAAAAACCACAACAACCAUCGUUUUGGUUUUGGCUCUAGAUUUUUGUCUCGCAAAGUAAAUAUUUAUAAAUUCGGUUGAAUUCCCGUAAAUUCAUCUUCAAAUCUGGUUGGUACUUGUAUAGAAUGUCCAAUCUUCAGCGUGUGAUGAUGAAGUCCCGUUUACCGCCAAUGUGUCCAAAUCCCAAGUUUCCCAAACCAUCCGAUCGCGGCUUCCGUCGUCAGACUGACUACAAUCCGGUCAUGUGGAGUGAUUACUUCAAGGAACAGCAAAACGUCGAAACGGCUCAAGGGAAGUUUCGUGUUUAUCUGUCUGAGCCACCAGUGGAGGCUGGACCGGUUCUGGUUAUGUUGCACGGUGGCGGGUUCUCUGCUCUCACAUGGGCACUUUUCAGUUCAGAGAUUACCAAGCUUAUCCACUGUCAAUGUUUGGCAAUAGACAUCAGAGGUCACGGAGAUACAUCAACCGAUGACGAAGAAGAUUUAUCGGCACCAACUUUGGCCAAGGACGUUGGUGAUAUUAUUCAGUCCAUGUACGGUGAUAAGGCUCCACCGAUAAUUCUCAUCGGCCACUCAAUGGGUGGUGCUAUUUGUGUCCAUGUGGCUAACUUAGAACUUAUUCCUUCGCUCAUCGGUGUGGUGGUAAUAGAUGUGGUAGAAGGAACGGCUCUGGAAGCAUUAGCCAGCAUGCAAAGUUUUCUGCGAUCGAGGCCUAACACGUUCAAAAGUAUUCAGCAUGCCGUGGAGUGGUGUGUCCGCAGCGGCCAAGUCAGAAACAUAGAAUCAGCACGCGUCUCGAUGCCCGGGCAGAUUGUCAAUAUUGAAACAGGAAAACUAUCAACUACUGAGCUCCCCCUUUUGGAUGAGUCAGCAACAGAAGAGCGAACCAAAUUUGCUAAUCCUAAUGCAAUUGCCGAAGAUUCUGAACUGCCACCGCCGGCAGUUCCGGAAUCGUUGCCCCAGGCAUCUGCCGCCAGCAGCGCUGUAAAGAAAUACAAAUGGCGCAUUGAUCUGUCGAAAUCUGAAAAAUACUGGGAAGGGUGGUUCCAAGGGCUCAGCCAAAAGUUUCUGGACGUAAGAGUACCGAAGCUGCUGCUCCUGGCCGGCAUUGACAAUCUUGAUCGUAGUCUUACGGUGGGCCAGAUGCAGGGAAAGUUUCAGCUGCAGGUGUUGGCCCGGUGCGGCCAUGCCGUCCACGAAGACCGCCCCCAUGAGGUGGCCGAAGUAAUCGGCACAUAUCUGGUGCGGAAUAAGUUUACCCAGGCAGCUGGCGAUGGAUCGUUUUUGAAGCACUUACCUGCAUGUUAGAACGGUAGUAUCACCAUGUGUAAGAUGUCUCAGAUGAGUUUUAAUUACUUUGAAUACAAUCUUGAAAAAUAAUUUAUUUGCAAAAACUGUAUG